Molecule: messenger RNA, 5181 nt
Organism: Vanderwaltozyma polyspora DSM 70294
Lineage: Eukaryota; Fungi; Ascomycota; Saccharomycetes; Saccharomycetales; Saccharomycetaceae
Product: Tkp5 protein
Exons: 1
Coding region: 1-5181 (1726 amino acids)
Biological process (GO): DNA integration
Molecular function (GO): nucleic acid binding
Source: RefSeq, a predicted model, not a curated record
AUGUCCCAACCUGAUCAACAGUCUAACUCUGUCUCUAUUCCCCCAUCCAUGGAUACAUGCUCCCUACUGGUUUCGAACCUAAGACAACAGGUUAUGAGCCCUGUCAGCAAUUCCAAACCAAUUCCCGUUCUACUAUCCGGCCCCCAAAACUACGAUAUUUGGUUGCAUUACUUUAUGCGUGUAGUUGGUCGUGCCAGUCAUGUUUGGAAAGAAUAUGUUAAUACUGGAGACAUUAAUUCUGUUAGGAUGGAAUAUCCAGUAACUGAUAAUCAGAUUAAUUCGAUCUUAGAAGAUUUGGAUUUUAAUCUUAUUAAUCUUAUUAACAAGAGUGUCUCUAAAGAGAUUGAGAAAACGAUUGAAGAAUCUUUUCUUUCAGCUAAAAUUGAUGGCCCACCUGGACUUUUACUUUUAGAGUAUCUGAGAAGUAAAUAUGGUAGGAAAUGUGUUGAAUCCUCCAUGUCAAUCUUUUCUGAACUAACCUCGGCUUCAUCAAAACCUCACCCUAACAAGGGUAAUUGGGCAAAGAGAUUCAUCGACGCCAUUUUUGAUGGUAAUGAAGAUCUGGAUAUCAAUAAUAUUUUUCAAGAUCCUGCUGUUAGAUCUGCUGUUAAGGAUUAUCACAGGAAAUUAAAGGACUAUGCUUCAGCCCUAUUGUUGAUGGCCCUUACACCAGAAUUGCAACAGAAGUUUAUUGAUUUCUUUGGUCCAAGAAUUUCGAUUUCGUACCAUGACGUUGAAAAUAUGAUAGAACGUCAGAACAGUACUGUUCCCUCUGAUACUUCUUCAAACGCAGCUGCUUUUGUUGCUCAGAAGAAGAAAUUCUACAAUAAUAACAAUGGUAAUAACAAUGGUAAUAGCAAUAAUAAUUAUUAUAAGAGGAAGACUGUCUGCAAGGUAUGCAAAGCUUCACACAAUACGGAAAAUUGUCCUGAAGUUCAAAAGUUGAUUAACAAGAACGACUCUUCUAAGAAAACAAUUACAACCAAUACCAAUAAUAAUAAUAAUAAUGGCUGGAAUGCUGGUAUGUUAUGUUACCAACAAGAUACCUCUGAUACAGAUGAUGACAUUCUCUGGAUGGCUGUUGAUGUUGAUGGUAACUGUUUCAAUGCGAAACUACCAGAUCCAGGAUAUUUUGCUGAGAACGAUAAGGCUACCUGGAUCCUGGACACCGGUUGUACUUCACAUUUGUGUUGUGACUUACAACUGUUUGAAAAUUUUAAACCUUCACGCAGCACCAACAAGAUUACUGGUGUUGCAGGAAAUGUACCAAUUCUUGGUUAUGGUGAUGUCAUCAUGGAUAACAUUAAGCUACAACAUGUAGCUUAUGUUCCAGACUUACCGGCAAAUCUUAUUUCGGUUCGUCAAGCAACAGAAGUUGGUGGUUGCGAAUUCAUCUUUAACAAAUCCUCUGUUUUUAUGUCAUCUCCUUCUAGAAAAUUGAAGAAGGUUGGCAGUGUCCACAAGAAACUAUAUGUCUUAGACAUAUCUACUAAAGCUCCCGAAAUAACUGAGCUCUCUUUUGUUGCCGGAAGUGAUCCAAUGCUAUCCACAGAAAUCAAACCUGUCUCUGAAAGCAUUCGCUGGCACAGUCGUUUUGGACACCCAGGUAUUGAAGCAUAUAAUUCCUUAGCUAGAACCUUUUCUCUUCCUCGUAUGCAUCCUGAAAACAUCACCGUUUGCCCUACAUGCUCGUUAGGUAAAGGACUGAUCAAGAAAGGGGGAAACUCUAGAACCACAUAUUCUUCUCCAUUACAGCUAAUCCAAGUGGAUCUCUGUGGAAAUUUUCGUUACAAAGAGUAUCGGUCCAACCGAUACUUUAUGACCAUUAGAGAUGCAUAUUCUAGGUACUAUACAGUUAUCCACCUGAACGCCAAGAAGGAUGCUACUCAAGAACUUAUUGAUUGGAUCAAUCGCACAGAAAACUUCUUUUCCUCUAGAGGAGGCCACAAAGUUGGCAGUAUUAGAACUGAUAAUGGUGGUGAAUUCAAGAAUAAUGUGCUACAUGAGUACUUGAUUUCUAAAGGAAUCACUCAUGAACUAACUAUCCCAUAUAGUAGUUUUCAGAACGGUGCUGUUGAGCGUGCUCACAGAACUAUCGAAGAAAGAACCAGAUGUCUCUUAAUAUCUGGUAGAGUUCCACCUGAAUUAUGGAGUGAAGCUGUAUCUUGUGCAGUGUAUCUAAUUAACCGUACUCCAGUUUCUGCCAAAAAGAAUAUUAUUCCUGCAGCCUUAUGGUUUCAAGUCAAGUCCUUUACUUUUAAUAAUUUAAGAACUUUUGGAUGUGCUGCUUAUAUUACUUUACCACCUCAACUUCGUGACGGUAAAUUAUCUCCUACAUCUAUAAAAGGGGUACAUGUUGGCUAUGACUCCCAUCAUAAAGGUUACAGAAUCUAUGAAAUCGAAACUGGUAAGAUAUUUGUCAGUAGACAAGUUAAGUUUGAUGAGAAUGUUUUUCCGUUGGAAGGCUUAUCUAUUGAUGAACUACCUCAGAAGUAUGCUACUUCCCCAGUAAACGGUGCUCCAUCUUAUUCUUCAGUAACCAGUGGAUCUAGUUCGUAUUAUCCAUCUGGAAAUGUUACUGCGCUGUCCCCACCUCCAUCUUCAUCAUCCUCAUCAGAUUCUCCUAAUGCGGAAAAUCCUGAUACUGAUGCUACAAUGACAAAUAAUUCUCAGGAACCAUCCAUUUGUCAGGAUAACAUGGACACUGAUACUGAUGAUUCUCCGACUAAUUCUCUUGAAGAUGAACAACAUUUGUCAUCCGUUCUUUCCCACAGUUCAGAUUUGAGUUUUAAACCUCCAUCCUCUAUCAUUAUGAAUAAUUCUACUUCAGAUAGAAUAACAAAGCGUACACGUUCAGAAACUAACGUUACUUUUCCGGUUUCUGCUGACGAAGCUAUUGUUGAGACACCUUUUUCACCCUCUCAGUUAUCUUCCGAGCCUCCUUCCUCAUCUGGUGACAACCAUACUAUUGAAGAUCUGUCUACUCGUCGUCAUCUCAAAUCCUCCCCAUUCACUGACGAUACCAUUCGUACCUUAGAGGAUAAAAUUCGUAUUUUGGAACGUGACUCUAAGCAACAGUCCGCUAUCAUUGCUUCCUUCCGAUCAAGACAGAAAAAUUCAAAUGAAUCGAUUGCUACAGAUAUUUUUGAUGGUACUCAAUCCGAAUUUCCUGCUACCCGUUUUUCCAAAAACAGGAAGGUCCACUUAGAUGAUAUGAACACAGACGUUGGUGUUGGCAAUCAACUGACGACCUUAGAUAAUCAAAUGAUUACUGAUGUUGGGUUUACUCCGAAUACUCCUUUCAAUCCGUCUAUGUCAGUUGUUACUAGGCCUGUUGCUGAUAUUCAUACUGAUGCCAUUCGGGCACAGUUGAAAUCAAAUCCCAACUCUUCUUUUAAUUCUCUACCACCAACAUGGUUUCCUGCCGGUAUUCCGGUUGGUCAGAUUGCUCUUCCUCCUCCUUCAAGUCCGUUACCUAUUGAAUCCACUGAUUCUGCCGCUGAUUCACCUUCGGUGAUAUCCCAAGGUUAUCUUACCUCGUCUAGUGAUACUCCAUCUGUCUCACCCCCUAACAAUGCAUCUCCCUUGGAUUUCGCACUAUUUGCUGUCUGGUUAGCCAGCUCCAUUAGUCAGAAAACCUCUCAGGCUCCUAUUACUAUCAAACAAGCACUGUAUGGUCCCGAUGGUGCUGAAUGGCGUGCUGCUUGCCUGAAAGAAUUAUCUGCUUUUAAGGAACACAAGACUUUUUCCCUGGUUCCUCCUCCUAGUGAUGCUCGUUCCCUCGGAACUCGCUGGGUGUUCACUAUCAAAGAUGAUGGCAGAAAGAAAGCCCGUUUGGUCGCUCAGGGAUUCCGCCAGAAAGAAGGUAUUGAUUACACGGAAACAUUUGCCCCGGUUAUUCGCUACGAUAGUGUUCGUGUAUUGUUGGCUUUGGCCUGCUGUUUAAAUCUUCGCAUUCAUCAAAUGGAUGUUGAUACUGCUUUCUUAAACUCGCAGAUGGAAGAUGCAGUCUAUGUUAAACAACCACCUGGCUUUAUUGAUUCAGAUCCUGCUCACGAAGGAUGGGUCUGGAAAUUGCAUGGUGGCAUGUACGGUUUAAAACAGGCACCUUUACUUUGGAACAAGCAUAUUAAUCGUUCUCUGACUGCAUUGGGGUUUACUCGAAAUGAAAAAGAGUUUGGUCUCUAUUUCAAACAAACUGCGGAUGGUCCUUUACUUAUUGGUCUUUAUGUCGAUGACCUGCUGAUCGCUGCUCCCUCUCCCCGAAUUCUGUCUUUGACCAAACAGAAACUACAGGAACUUUAUUCCAUGAAAGAUCUUGGACCUGUUUCCAAAUUUCUUGGUAUGAACAUCACUCAAUUUUCCAACGGUAAUAUUACGCUGUCACUUGCAGACUAUAUCACCAAAGCCGCCGCUGAUCAACAAACUCCUCUCCACAAGAAGGUCCACAUUCCUUUGUCCCCUACUAUUAAUUACUUUGACGACAAGUCCCCUGUCGCUGAAAAUAUCACUGCUUUUCAAAGCAUUGUCGGUCAACUUAUUUUUAUUGCCAAUGCAGGUCGUCCUGACAUUGCUUACUCUGUUUCUCUGUUGUCUCGUUUCCUUAAGGAUCCUCGAGUUGUUCAUGUCUCUGCUGCUCAUCGAGUUAUGCAAUACUUGUAUACUACUCGUUUCCAUGGUCUCGGUUAUCGUGCGGGCUCACCGCUUCAGCUUACUGUCUAUUCCGAUGCUUCGCAUGGCUCUUUAGCGGAUAUGCCCUUCUCAACGGGGGGUUAUGUCACUCGUCUAGCUGGUGGUUGUGUUACUUGGUCCUCCAAAAAGAUUAAGACGACAGUUUGUCUUUCGUCUACUGAAGCUGAAUAUAUUGCUGCUAGUGAAGCUGUUAAAGAAAUUGAAUGGUUAUGCGAUCUCACUGCUGUUAUGGAUUUUAAAUUAGAUAAGACAAGACUUUAUGUUGAUAAUGAACCAGCUAUCAAGCUAAGCAAGAAUCCGGUAAUGCAUCCAAGAACAAAACAUAUUGCUUUGCGAUACCACAAAAUAAGACAUGCAGUUGAACAAGAUAUUGUUGAUCUGGAGUAUGUGAAUACUAAGGAUCAGCAGGCGGACAUUCUCACAAAAGUGUUAGCUAAAUAUCAAUUCGAAGCUUUAAGAGAUGAAUUGGUUUCGAAAUUAACUACUUGA